UCAAUAAUCCCCACUCUCACAGUCUCACUUUUUGGGUAUUCGGGAGAGAUGGAUCCAGGCGGAGGAGCACCCGCCCUCCCGGUUGAUAUGCUUGUCGAGAUCCUCGUCCGCCUCCGCUGCUCCCGCGCCGCCGCGCGGACCGGCAUCCUCUCCCGCUCGUGGCGCGGCCUCUGGACCCGCCUCCCCGUCCAUGUCUUCCGCGGCGUCGCGCUCGGCUCCAUCCAAGCGGCGCUCGAUUCGAUCAAAGCCGAGGGCGGCCCCGGCGCGCUCCUCCUCGACAUCUCCGUUCCGGAGGCGUCCCUCUCCGAAACGGAGUUGAGCGAGCGCGUCCCCAAGCUGCUCGACGCCGCCGCGGCGCUCUUGCCAGUGGAGCUCCGCCUCGCCGUCUGGGAAAACACGCCAUUCAAGUACGUCAAAGUGGUCGUGCCCCGCCUCCCACGCGCCGCCUCGGUGGAGCUGCAAGGGCUGGAUCUCGCCUUCGCCGACGAGCCAGGCAGCCGGCAGGGGUUCCCGGCGCUGGAGAGGCUCUCCCUCACGAGCUGCCGCGCCGUCCUCACGAACCUGCUCCCCCGCUGUCCGCGGCUGCGCGUGUUCAGGCUCAGGGAUGAUCUUCUUGUCUGUCAACACAAGAACAUCAUCAUCAGAUCCUCGUCGCUGCAGGAGCUGGAUGUGGAGAGCAAGGUCCCCUUCCUGCACCGCAUCGACAUCGAGGCACCUGCGCUCAAGCGACUGGCCAUGUCCUUCACCAGCAGCAACAACAUCAUUGUGUUGGUGUCCGUUUCGGCACCAAUGCUGGACAAGGUGUCAUGGCGCUGCAGCUAUUCCACGGUGUCUGCCGGGCUUGGUGUGUCCGUCGGCCUUGGCCCUUGGGGCCUCCUGUCUGUGAGAUUACACACAGCGGAGACCAAUGGGCAGCUUCAUCCUCACGUUCAUAGUUCAUACAGCUUUUCAGAGGGGCUCAACCUUACGACGGAGAUAGAGAGGCAUAUGGUUACCCUUUUCUCUGUCUUGGAGCUACACGUCCAAACGUGGGGGCAUGUUUUUGGAGCAUUUGCAUUGCACAUCCUUGAAAUGGAUCGGAUUUCCACUGCUAUACAAAGCCUUAAGGUCAUCCUGCUGAGAUCAGAGGAUAAUGAAGCAUGCCCACCAAACUGCGAUUGUGAGCUGCCCAAUAAUAACUGGAGAAGCCAGACUAUCUCCUUGACCAAUCUUGAAAAAGUGGAAAUCGAAGGCUUCCAAGGAGAAGGUCAUGAGUUCGAUUUCUUGAAACUGGUAUUUAGAUGCGCACCAGUGCUGAAAACAAUGUCUGUGAGGCUGUCAGAUGAGGUCACAGCAAGUAGCGACGAUUGCUGCAAGAAAAUACAUGACGUCUUCAAGAUGUAUCCUUUUGUGGAAUGCAAUGUGGAUCUUAGUUCGCCUGGGGUCAACAUGCAGCUGCCAUAGUGAUCGAUAGUGGUGCGCCGACACGAUGAUCCUCAUUGACAUGCCACGUUUACCAGUUCAGGGGCUCAUCGAAGAGAUCGUUCUGCCCCGUGUCGACCGACUCCACUAGCUAGCUGGUUUUCAGGAUUUUGCUUGGUUGCUUCAUGUUAUUUUGCUAAUAAUGCAGUGUUGAAUUGUUCCGGAGGUCAUCAUGCGUGGUGUCCAGUUCGUCAACUGAGUGCGAAGAGUUGAUCACAAGGUUGUUGCCUGAAUUUUAUGUACUACUAUGAAAAGGUUUGUGGCAUUCCCAUAUGAAAAGGUUUGUCUGAUGUUCUUGCUCAGGAAAUUGUGUCGUGAGAUCU
Molecule: messenger RNA, 1784 nt
Organism: Triticum dicoccoides
Lineage: Eukaryota; Viridiplantae; Streptophyta; Magnoliopsida; Poales; Poaceae
Exons: 4
Coding region: 49-1443 (464 amino acids)
Source: RefSeq, a predicted model, not a curated record